AUGGCAAGUAAAUCAAUUGAAUGGCUCGAAAAAGCCAUUUCAGAACAAUUUAUUAAUCAAUAUAGUUAUGAAGAGUUUUCUGGGUAUCAAAUCCUUGGUGAAGGUGCAUCUGGGGAGGUACGCAAAUUUGAAUGGAAGAAUUAUAAUUUAAUGGUUGUUCAUAAAAGUUUAAAAGGAUUUACUGAAAUGGAUGAAAUGAAUGAGGAAAAAAUUAAAACACUCGUUAAAGAGCUUCGACUUAUGCAACAAAUUUGUAGUUUUCCGAAUAUUAUAAAUUUUUAUGGAGUAACUAAAGCAUUACAUAUUGAAAAACUUCAUAUGAAUGCAAAUUCUGAUGACAACUUACUUCAUAAAGUUUCAUUGCAACAAAGUCAACAAAGUGAACAAAAUGGUAGAUUGUUAAUUCAUAGACCUCCUUCAAUGUCAGAUUAUAGUUUACCUUAUGAAGGUUACAAUAUUAAUGUAAAUCCCAUUGUGAAUAAUGAUGAUUUAGUUAGAUCGAACAUUAAUUCAGUUAAGCAAAUUCAUCAAAGAAUAAAUUCGGGUAAUAAUUUAAUUAGAUCAAGAACCAGUUCAGAUAAAAGCGAAAAAGAAUCAAUGAUUGAUAUGAAUAGCAUCCAUACAAAUUCAGAUAUGAGAUCAAUGGAUGAAUCAACACUACAUCCUGAUGAGUUUUUCAUAAAUGAAACUUCAACUGACAAAUUAAUUAUCGAUAAUGGCCAAU
Molecule: messenger RNA, 724 nt
Organism: Racocetra persica
Lineage: Eukaryota; Fungi; Glomeromycota; Glomeromycetes; Diversisporales; Gigasporaceae
Source: the annotation of a GenBank genome assembly